Molecule: messenger RNA, 2384 nt
Organism: Pistacia vera
Lineage: Eukaryota; Viridiplantae; Streptophyta; Magnoliopsida; Sapindales; Anacardiaceae
Product: pentatricopeptide repeat-containing protein At4g39620, chloroplastic-like
Exons: 2
Coding region: 48-1529 (493 amino acids)
Molecular function (GO): mRNA binding; protein binding
Source: RefSeq, a predicted model, not a curated record
CUUAUCUCAAAACCCCCCUGUCAUCCUCUCCAACUUCACCCAAAAUCAUGCCUUUAUCAAACUUAUCAUCAUCAUCGUUGUCAUCCCACUCUCUGCAACUCUCUACUCUCUCUUCUUCCUCCUCAUUCUCCCAAAAACCCUCUCAAAAUUUUACCUUUGCCCCUCCAUGGCUCCUUCCCGGGAAGCUCCCCGCGGCCCGAAUCUCUUGCGUUUCGACCCGACCCAGAAGGAAAUCGGGCCGGAUUGGCGAGGAAACAGAGACCCUUGACCUUGUUAGAGAGAUUAUGAGGAGCUUCAGUGACAAAGCACCGCUAGUGAAGACGCUAAAUAAGUAUGUGAAGAUGGUGAGGAGUGAACAUUGUUUUCUUCUCUUUGAAGAGCUUGGCAAGACUGAUAAAUGGCUUCAGUGCCUUGAGGUGUUCAGAUGGAUGCAGAAACAACGCUGGUACAUUGCUGAUAAUGGCAUUUAUUCAAAGUUGAUAACAGUUAUGGGAAGGAAAGGCCAGACUAGGAUGGCCAUGUGGCUCUUCUCUGAGAUGCGUAAUAGCGGGUGUCGGCCUGAUACUUCUGUUUAUAAUGCUCUAAUUACAGCCCACCUUCACACCCGGGAUAAAGGAAAGGCAUUAGCCAAAGGGCUAAGUUACUUUGAGAAGAUGAAGGGAAUGGAACGUUGUCAACCCAGCAUUGUGACAUACAAUAUUCUUUUGAGAGCUUUUGCUCAAGCUAGAAAUGUUGCUCAAGUUAAUGCAUUGUUCAAAGAACUUGAUGAGAGCUUUCUUUCUUCUGAUAUUUAUACGUACAAUGGUGUGAUGGACGCAUAUGGGAAAAAUGGGAUGAUCAGAGAAAUGGAAGAUGUACUUUCCCGCAUGAAACGUACUCAGUGUAAGCCAGAUAUUAUUACAUUUAAUUUGUUGAUUGAUUCAUAUGGGAAGAAACAAGCUUUUGAUAAGAUGGAACAAGUAUUUAAGAGUUUGUUGCGCUCCAAGGAGAAUCCCACGCUGCCUACAUUUAACUCUAUGAUCAUAAACUAUGGGAAAGCACGACUUCGAGGGAAAGCUGAAGAAGUUUUCCUAAAGAUGGCUGAUAUGAAGUACACACCAAGUUUCAUCACAUAUGAGAGUCUCAUUGCAAUGUAUGGCUAUUGUGACUGUGUUUCUAGGGCCAGAGAAAUAUUUGAUGAGCUGCUUAUAUCUGAGAAGGGGAUAAAAGUUUCAACCUUGAAUGCCAUGCUUGACGUUUACUGCAUGAAUGGUUUGCCUAUGGAAGCAGAUAGGCUUUUUGACAAUCUGCAUGAUAUGAGGGUGACUCCAAAUUCAUCGACGUAUAAACUUCUUUACAAGGCCUACACUAAAGCCAAUAUGAAGGGCCUUGUACAAAAAUUUCUAAAGCGUAUGGAGAGAGACGGUAUAGUCCCUAAUAAAAGAUUUUUCUUGGAGGCUUUGGAAACUUUUGGGUCUAAAACGGCUAGUCCAGAAUCUGCUAGUGCUAAAACUGAUUUGAGCAAGUCACGGACUCUUGGAAAGACUUAGGUUGAAGUGAGAGAUUUACUCAUUUUUGCAUUCUUCUGAUCUUUUGCUGAUUUAGCUGAGAUUCAAAGCGAAUAUAUAGCAUACAAAUAGUGGACAAGUUAGCACCUGAUUAUUCAGCUGUUUAGUGCAUUGUUUGCUCUCAUAUGAUCUGGUAUGUAUAUCUUCGUUACGAUGAAAAGUCUGUCCAUGUUUCAAAUUUUAUUCUUUCCUAGUUUUCUUGAAUUUAUUAUGGCCUCAAUCAUUUGAACAUUCUCAAAAGUAUUUAGGACCAGCAAUAGUUUUGGAUUCGACAAGUACUCUGGGGAAGUAUCUUUUUUUUCAUAAAAAGUCGUAGGCAACCCGCUUUGAUCCAUUGCAUAUGUACUUGUAUGUGUUUGGAAUUACAUAAUGAAUCUGUUAUUAAAUUCAACCAUGCACACAACAAAACAUCUCAGUGUUGAGAUAUCACAGUUAUGCUCAUUUCCUAUCAGUUGCUUCGAUCGCUUUGGGUUCAAAGGUUCCUCAACACAUCCAUCUACAAGCUUGAAAUAAAAUUUUCUUGUUCUCAACUUUCAUUUUCAUGUUUGAUAAACCAGCUGAUAAAUGUUUAGUUCAUUUACUUGAUGAUUGCAGGCGCAGGAUAUUUAAGAUCAGGAUUGAGUAUAGCGAAGCCAGUUGCGUAAAAUAUUUCACAUUCCUGUUCUCUUAUGAAUGAUAUAACAGGAAUCUCUUGUCGACUGACAACCAAGCAGCUGCUUUUACUUAGUGAUUAGUAUUUUGUAACAUCGAAUUCCCAGAUUUUCUUUGCCUUCUUUCAAUGGAGAAUCUGUCUUGUAUCUCAUCCUUAAGAAAUGCUUACGCGUUGUUGCUUGUUUA